Molecule: messenger RNA, 2342 nt
Organism: Papilio polytes (common Mormon)
Lineage: Eukaryota; Metazoa; Arthropoda; Insecta; Lepidoptera; Papilionidae
Gene: Sse
Product: separin
Exons: 14
Coding region: 170-2263 (697 amino acids)
Biological process (GO): meiotic chromosome separation; proteolysis
Cellular component (GO): centrosome; nucleus; cytoplasm
Molecular function (GO): cysteine-type endopeptidase activity
Source: RefSeq, a predicted model, not a curated record
UUUGGCAGAAUUUCUGAGAACUGUUACCAUUUAAAAACAAAAUUUGUCAAACGUCACCAACUUCACUGUCAAUAAAACCGUUGAUUAAUUCAAAUUAAAUGGUAAAUAUUGCUUUUAAAUAUUAGUCUUUAUAGGAAAAAUAUUAUUUUAUAGAAUAAUAAACGUAAGAAUGGAAGAUUUUGAUGUAUUUACUGAUGAAAUAGAAUUUACAGAAACAUUAUAUAAAAAUGUUCUAAAUAAAUAUGUGAAAAACAUACCGUCGACACCGAGCGGGCCGAAUUAUCAAAGUAGCAGGAAGCUGUAUGCUGAACAACGUUUAGCGGAGAACAAUGAGGCGGAGUGUGCAUUCUAUCUUAGUGAAGCUGUGUCCGCGUCUGUAAGGACAUUAGCCGUAUAUAGAGAUGAGCAAAUAAAGGCAUCGGCUAGUAAGACACAUAAAAUUGCAAGUUACAUAAAACCAAAAGAUAAUAUGACUGUUGGCAAGCCUAAGUUAAAAAGUGAGAAAGGAGUACUCGAUUUUCUAUCAAAAGAGGCAAAACAUACAGCUGAAGUAUUAAAUAAGUUUAGGAUAGAUGAUGAAUUACCAUUUUACAAGCAAUAUAUGAGAUUUGGACCUCAUAAUAAUACUGAAAAUUUACUAAAAAUACUCAAAGAACUACCAAAAGAAUGGACAAUAAUACAAUUAACAGCUGCAUACAACCCAAAUGAGAAUUUAAAGCCGCAGAAGGAAUUUAAAACUGAAAUCAGUUCAUUUUAUUUGACAAUGCUUAAAAAUGAUUACAUAGAUAUGAAUGAUGUUGGACCUCUCACUGUUAAUAUACCUGCUUAUGUACAUAAAGAAGGAGAGAAGCCAUUAUUCACAGAGUUAUAUUCCCUGCUGGAAGAUAAUUAUAAUACGAUAGGUAAAGCGCAGUUCAUCAACAAGAAACGGCUUGUGCAGAACUACUGGAACAAGCGGGAAGAUAUUGACUUGAGGAUGAAGGGCGUGAUCAGCGCGAUGGAACGCGACUGGGUGUGCGGCUGGAGCGCGCUGCUGACGGGCGCGCUGCGGGACGCCGCGCUGCGGGACAACCUCGUGCACUUGGUGGAUAACGCUAUAGCGGACUGGGGUUUUUUAAAAUUGACGAUCAAGCAAAAAACUCUCCUCUACAAUUUAAUUGACAGCUGUCAUAUAUUACCAUCCAACCAAAUUAAAUCAUGUAUUAGAAGAAUUUUAACGGAACAUGGCAACACUGAAGAUAUAAGGAAAGUCAUUGAUAAGUUUAUUUGCAAAAAUUGCAAUAAACAAUUCAAAUUUCCUAAUGAAUUAUGUUUGAAGUGUUUAUCUAAAUGUUUUGAAGAAAUUCAUCAUGUGAGUCUAGUGACAGGGAUUAAAGCGUUUUCUCAAGUGGCAACACAGGUGAAGGAAAAUUCCGAGUGGGCAACAUUAAAAACGGCUAAAAGAUGGCCGGUUAUAUUAAUUGUGGACGAGUUAUUGGACACGUUUCCUUGGGAGAUGUUAAGUUGUGUGCGCGAGCAGGCCGUCUGCCGCAUGGAGAAUAUACAUUUUACAUAUUAUUUAUACAAAACGCAUGAAAAGCAAUUUGUUGACGGACAUAUGGUGAUCAAAGCUGAUGUUGGAAGAUAUAUUAUUAAUCCAGAGAAGAACUUGGAGCGCAUGGAGAAGCGCAUGACGUCGUUCGUGCAGUACUGGUGCGCGGCGUGGCGCGGCCACGUGGGCCAGCCGCCCGCGCCAACCGACUUCAUACAGUAUCUCAAUGAAUCCGACAUAUUCCUGUACUGCGGGCACGGGGACGGCUGCCAGCUGGCUGGGGGCGGGGGCGGGGGCGGCGGCGGGGGCGGCGUGGAGAGCGCGGCGGGGCGCGGCGCGGCGCUGCUGUCGGGCUGCGGCUCCGUGCGGCUGACGGGCCCCGCCGGCCGCGCGCCGCCCGCCGCCGCGCACCACCAUCUGCAUAUCGCGGCUUGUCCGCUGGUGGUAGGGAUGCUGUGGGAGGUGACGGACCUGGAGGUGGACAAGGCGGUGAGUUCGCUGGUGGCGCUGUGCGUGCCGCCGCGCCCGCCCGCGCCCGCGCCCUGGCACGCCGUCGGCAAACAAAAUUGGAGCCAAGGGGUGUUGGAUACGAAUGUGGAGUACAGCGGGGAGGCGCAGUCGGAGCCCGAGGUGCUGCUGGCGCUGAGCCGCGCGCGCUCCGCCACCGCAUUCACUAUGAUCGCCAGCAGUAUGGUGGCACGCGGCCUGCCGCUGCACGUCGCACAGCACUAGGUAAUAAACGUGGAUACAAUAAGAGAAUUACAAUCUGUGAUGAAAUAGAUUUAAUGAAAUUAAAAUAAAUUAAGAAGUU